Messenger RNA from Haliotis rufescens (red abalone), 4139 nucleotides. RefSeq lists its product as uncharacterized. NCBI's taxonomy places the organism in Eukaryota, Metazoa, Mollusca, Gastropoda, Lepetellida, Haliotidae. The record is from RefSeq and is a predicted model, not a curated record. The coding region runs from base 160 to 3075 and encodes 971 amino acids. The transcript has 14 exons.
CAAGCUUUAUAGGAGAAUCAUUUUUAGCAAGUCUUCACUGUCGUGGGAGAAGUGGUCUAAGCCAUAGUCUAGAACCACUCCAACCUUUUUCAUCAGCCUGUUUUCGUUUUAGAUUCUCACGACAGUGAUUUAUAGAUAAGUUUUAAAAAAACACUUAAAAUGAAGCUCUCUCCUGUCUGGAACAACUAUGCGUAUUUGAAGAAUCCGCAGACUUUUCAACAAGUUGCAGUUCAAAAUGCCCUUGACGAGGCUGAAGAGAGGAGCACAAGGGGCCACUCCGUUCUGCGCAGAGGGACGUUCGGUGCCUACCCUAGACGUGUGUACAGCGACGCCUUUGCCCCUGAGUAUAUACCACGCAGGCUUGGAUACGAGAGCACAUCAGAGGAGUACGCUCUUGGCAGUGCCGUCACUAACGCCACAUCAUAUUCUGACGCUUCCCUGUACGACACUUACGACACUGCCAACAGGUCACGAGGGCGGGACCAGACUCUUCUGCAAAACGCCACAGCAGCCAUCCCCCCGUCGACAAACUCGCCGCUGAUGGCCUCGCCUAGCCGGACAGCCAGCGCCCUUCCCGGGAGGCGUUUUCUAUCACGACCUAUCACUCGUUCCUUCUCCCCCGACAUUGAUGACACGCCGGUGUCAUCCAGUAAGACAAGUUACUCACUCCCCACCUCACACCUUCAAGCCAGCGCACCUCCUCGACCAAAUGUAACUCCCACCGUCAGUAAAUACGCCAGGAACAGUAGUUUAGGCAACACCGCCAGUAGGAUAGCCUCUCUCAAAAGCACUUAUGAUAGCAGUUCUUCCGGUGUGUUGCCAGACAGUUCAUCCACUCGGCUUCUAGGAGGGUACAUUCCUCGCACUUUGUACCGUUCUGGAUCUCCCUUAGGUAGUGGGACGACGACUCCCCUUUAUCAAUCGCCAUAUCUAGGCUCGAAGAGGCCUACCUACAAAUUAGCAUUUGAUAGUGGAUCUACCACUCCCACAUACAGACCAUCAGCAUAUACAGAGACCACAAAGCUGCUCGGAGGGUAUGUGUCACCCAGAUUUGCCUACAGGACAGUCAGUGUGUCGCCAUAUGCUAGUGGCACACAGUCUCCCGUGUACCCGUCCUACAGUUCCCGACCUGGAACACGGCUACUAAGUGGGUACAUCCCUUCCAGACGCCUGACAUUGUCGCCAUCAGUGUCACCGUAUGCUAGCGGCACGCAGACCCCCGUCACAUACACAGCUGGGACCCCUCUGACUACAUAUGACAAUUAUUAUGUGAAUGAACCUGAUUACCCAGAACUGACCACCACGAGACGUCGGCCAAAGGUCUUGGGGACCAAGAUACGAGUUGGUAACUAUAUGGACAGACUUAGAAGAAAGCGGGCAGGGCAAAGGGGAUCAUCAAAGUACUGGCCUUACUAUGACGUAGACGACAUCACGUCAGAGGCAGGGGAUGUCCUCAGUGAGACGGAAUCUAUACCAGAUUACUAUGGUACAGCCAAUGCUACCCACUGGGACGAUGAAGAAGCUGCUGGGGGAAGGUACAUAAGUUACCUGGAUAAUGGGGAUGACAGUUACAUGGACGAGCCUGAUGAGUAUGUACCCUUCAAACCGAGAAGAAGGCUUGAAUCUCCCGGAGUUCUAGAACUAGCCCCCUAUGAGAACACCCCUCCUGCACCAGAGCUCCCACUUGUAUCCACACUCCCAUAUCUUCCCAAAAUCAGCUCAGAUAUUGGUUCAAAGGGAAGUGAUUUGUAUUUGAAUUCCAUUGUGUCAUCAUCCGCUGCUCGUGCAAGGACCGCUUUCAAAAACAAUGGCUUUGGCAACUAUGAUAAUGCUAGCUUAGUGCUAAGCGUGGAAGGAGAUGUGGUGUCCCCCAAUACCGGCGGCCGAUAUGGAUUUAAAUACUACCACCCACCAGUCCCACUUGUAGGCAGAGGAUUGGGAACAAGCGUACUUGGCCUUCCCUCGCCAAGUUCCUCGAUAGUGGACAGUUUCUUUGGGACCUAUGUGAACAAGCUGCGAGAUAUUCGUGCCGAUUUCCGCAGCAGACUUGAUAGUAGGGUUUCACCUAGAACGGUACCAUCUGCAUACAGAGAGAUUGGAACUUACACUCCUAGCAAGCCGACAGAUAACUUCCUCCCGUACACAUCCUUCAGAAAACGCCUUCAGGGGGGCACAACACAACGUGUUGACGUCAUUGAGCUUCCUGUCAGCGAGCGUGUGUUGCCCUCGGAGACGCUGUCUCUCACUUUACCUGAAACGGCAUCUGCGAAUGACAAGGACAAACGUGACAGUUAUAAGCUUACUGUUCUUGAUAAGAUCAAAAUCAAGGCGGCAAUUGUUGCAAGCAAAGUUGAAGUUGAGCCCAGGAGGAAAAGGCCACGUUCUAAGUUCGCCGCAGACAAAUUGCGAACCACUCGUGCAAGAGGCGAGUUACCUCAAUUAGAACUGAGGGAAAGUCCAAACAAACUGGAUCAAAGUUUAGAUCUCCCUCAAUUGAGACGGUCGUUGUUUCUGCAGGAAAGUGUGUACCCCCAGGUGACCUCUGGACUCUCCGCCUCUAGACCACCACUGAGAUACGAUGACCUAUCAGGGGCGCGCACCCCGAGGGCAAUGCCCCUCCCAUCAGACAGGCGGGCUAUUCGAGAUGUGGAGGGAUUCACCAAACCUAGGAACCUUCUGUCGUGGCAGUACCGUCUGGAGUCCCGUAUGGACCCCGCUGACCUUAUCUACAAACCAGGAUCGUUCUCGCGCAUGCGAGAGCAGGUACGUGACGCCCAUGACAAGAUGGACCGCCACCGUCAACUGCUUGACCGCUACUUGACCGACAGUGGCCCAACCCGAGACAUACAGGGAAGCGUUCAGCGUAAGAUGGAGGAGCUGGAGCGUCGUGACCCUUCUUACAGGGGCCCGGUGAGUGUCAGCAGCGAUCGCCUGUCGGUAUACAAACCCCCUCCCCGUGUGGUCAGCCAAUACGGUAUGCCCCCAAAACAGCCCGUCUCCGAACUGAGGAGGAGAUUGAGGCGCACAGUGUGUAGGAGCAGAGGCGAGCCCAACUAUUACAGAGACCGGGAGUAAAGUCGCGUGCAACACGUGUCUAGUCCCCUCGGGAGGAAGAAGUAUUAGAGUGAAGUAGGGCAUCCCAGUCAAGUCGGUGUCUGGUCCUGGAGUAUGCCAGACGACGUUACAAUCAUUGAAGCAUCGAUUGGAGAUUUUGUACAUUUUGUUUCGAUUAGAAAAGCUUUUCUUCCGGUUUUGGUACAGAUAUUUUAACUAUCCCACGUUACGGCGUAUGCUUCAUGGUGACUUUGUUGAACGCGUCUCACUCUGCGCUCGCAUUUCAGCAUCUUUUGCUGAAACAGUGUCUUACGCUGAAACAGAAUCUUAUGCUGAAACAGUAUAAAAUGAGGCCAUAAAGCGCGCACUUACUGUAUAUGUGUAUGUCCAAACUGUUGACAAAAUUAAGGGAUAUUUCAUAUUUGUUAUUUAUUUGCAUAUAUUUAUUUAAAGGCUAAUUUAAGGCAUUUGGUUGUUAUAACAAGUGUUAUAUUCGCAACAGCUUGGCAUAAAAAAGGGUUUGGAAAUCAACCGAGGGAAGAAACCGAUUCACGUGUGAUUUAAUAUUCCUCACUGCCAUUACGAUUUUUACCCCGAUAUAUUUUCUUCCAUUGUACAUAAAUUGAUAUAUACCAUUAAUUAGUAACAGCUCAGAAUAACUACCCAAAGGAAAGACAAACGACAACGGCCACACCGGAAUAUACUUCUUCAUUGAGGGUUCAUUUUGCAAGUCUGGAAAUCUAAAUCGCUGUGAACUGGCUCCAGUUUAUAUGGAGGCCCAAACUGGUUUCACAAAAACUUCAAACUGCCUCACAAACCAGUUUCGGUUCGAGUGUGGCCACGCCUGAUAUUUGGCAAAGUGACGGGAGAAAACGUGCUGAAAAGACUGAAAAGCGUUUACUAAAAAGUGUUAAAGAAAAUUUGAAAAUAUUUACUUCAGAUUUUCAAGUCCUUUCAUUGCUGUACAGAACGGACUAUGAGGCUUUAAGAGCGGUGUGUUGUUCUGUGUGUUAAAGUAUAUAUGGUCCCUCUAGCGCCAUUGUUGAAACAGCUCUUGUAAUUAAAGACUUCAUUAAACUACCCGC